AUGCUCCUAAUAUUUUUCUUACAUGUAGCAUUCGGAACUUUAACUUUAAAUGAAGAACUAGAAAUCGAGCUUUCCGCAAGCCAAGUAUCAGGCAAAGAUUUUGAAAGUUCAAUGACUGUAAAUGGCGUCGAAUACCAAACAAUAUGUGAUUGCACAGACCCUGAACUAGCCACGGAACAAACAGUAAAAUGCGCACCCACAAAUAUCGUGAUUACACAAGAACGUGAAGGUGAAGGGGCGACUUUGGACGAUCUUGAAGAAAAAUUCAGCUCAGAAACCUAUGAAUGGGUAAAUGUCCUUGACAGCUCUUUUCGAUGUCUUGACGGAAGAAUCACUGAAGGCUCUUUAGGCGCUCCUGGUGGGGAUUUUGGAGAAUUUGCUUUGGCUUUAUUAGUAUAUGAAGAUAUGUCUGGGAAAAGGGUGGACGAAGACUCUAUAAGGGUUUAUUUUUUGGAAUAUUUGGAUUGGAUGGACCAAGAGUACUUUUAUUGGUGCACAGAUGAUGACGCUGUAGGAAGCGUAGAAAAACAGAUAGGCGUUGAAGGAAUUGAUAUCACAAAUCCUAGGGAAGGGCUACAAAGCAGUUUAUUGACCUAUUUAAAUCAGCCGAAUGGGGUUGGUGAUUUACAUAUAAAAAAUUUGAUUGAAAGCCCAGAACUGUAUUCAGCUAGGAUUGAGGCAAUUGAGCACUUUAUUACAGUUUUCUAUAAGGUGUUGUGGGAUAAAGAUGAUUAUCAUAAUGAAAAAAUUUAUUUAUACUGUAAAAAUAUAUAUAAAGCUUGCUGAAAAUUGCUUAAAGACUAUCCUGAUACUCAAAAAGAGAUAUAUAAAUUAUUUAAAUAUGGAGAAAGCCUAACAGAUAGUUAUAGAAGUUUUCCCAGGAAGCCAUAAUGAAACUGCAUUUGUAGAAAUCCGAGCAUAUGAAGACUGUAUAGUCCAACAAGUCGCACCUUUAGUUAUCCCACGAAAUGGAGAUGCAGAUAAUUUAAGCAUUUUCGUAAACCAUGCAUUUGGAACUAGCACUAAAAGACAACAGAUAAGCAAAUUUUUUGUGGAUAAAGUCGCGAGAAACCAAGAUGGGAUCACAGUUGAUAAAUUUUUGUCUAGGAUGAAUCACCAUGGACUGUUAUUUUUAGACGUGACUGGAGAAUUAAUCGCUGAAAAGCUCCCAUUUUAUACAGUGGCUUUUGAAAAUUAA
Molecule: messenger RNA, 1198 nt
Organism: Blepharisma stoltei
Lineage: Eukaryota; Ciliophora; Heterotrichea; Heterotrichida; Blepharismidae
Source: the annotation of a GenBank genome assembly